GGGUAGGUGCAAGUUUCCAUACCGCAAAGUCAGGUGGUGUCUUAGAGUCCGCAAAACUCGUAAAUCUAUUUCGCAUAAUUAUUUUUUACAUGAAUAAUUAUUUUUUUGUUGGUAUAAUUAAAUUUAUUAAUAAUUUUGGCCAUGCUUUCUUGUUUGUUUUAUAUAGCCGAAAGGAUUAUAUUAACUUGAAGGAUUAAGUAGAAAAUAAUAACUGUAAAAUGGAUAAUAUUUCUUUUUCAUAUGAUAAGAUAUCGGGAGACGAUAAGAGUUUAAGUUUGUUACAAGAAUCUAAUCUCAUUAAUGAAGGAAAGUGGAUAUGUGCAGAAUCAUACGAGGAAAUACUCGCUUUAAUUCAAAACUAUGAAACAGAAACUGUGUCAAAGUUUUCAUGCUAUUCUGCUGACAAAAACUUUGGUAAUAUAGAAGCUUCUGUCAAACACCAUAAAAUAAGAUGGGAGGACGACUCUGUACCUUUUAAUGGUGUUCCAUUCGUGAUUGUAGGAAGUAAAGUCUUUGACUGUAUGCAUGGAAGAGAUAGAAAAGUAUCUUUUAAAGAAGAAUAUAAAAUGCGUUGCAAUGAUAGAAAGGUAUCUGAUCACAGUUACUUUAAAAGCUAUGAAAUGACCCAGGACACAAAGAAAUUUAAUUGUAGUUCACAAAUAAAGAUCAAAGAAGUUUUAAAAUUUCCAGAUUUUAAGAUUAUAGAAGAUAGUAAAUGGAAAAGAGUAACCUCCUCCAAAAAAAUUCGAGAAGCAAUUUCAAAAAAUGAAGCAGUGGGACAAAAAAUAUUUUUAAUUUUUCUUCCAUCAAUGAGUUCUCACACUGGACACUUUACUGGAAAUGCUGCUGGUAUAUCCCAGCCAAUUGAUGCAAGAUUAAAAGAAGAAAUAUUUACAUCGUCUGAAUUUAUAACUAGUGUUGAUGAAAUGCGUAGGAGAUUAGAAAUCAUUGUGACAAGAGAAAUUUUUAAAAAUAGUAUAUGUCCAUCUAAAUCAAAUAAAAGGUUCUUCCCAUCCAAAAAAACUAUUCGUUCUUACAUGUUGGAAGCAAUAAGAAAGAAAAGGUAUUCAAAUAUUGACCAAGAAUGUCUUAUAAAAAAAGUAGAACAAUGGAAAGUUGAAAAUCCUCACAGAAGAUUUUACCUUCGACCUAAAGGGAUAAGUGAAAAUUAUGCAGUCAAAGUUGAAUGCUCAGCUGUCGAAAGCACCGAAGAUGAGGAUGAGAUUGUUGUAGAAGCAUUAAGCAAUAGUUUUUUAUUUGUUUAUCAAACUGAAGAAAUGCAGAGGUUGUUAAAAAUAUAUGGCAAUGAAAUUACCCUUUUGGAUGCCACUUACAAAACAACAAAAUAUUCUUUACCACUCUUUUUUCUUGUUGUAAAAACAAAUGUCGAUUAUCAGAUAGUAGGUACCUUUAUUUGUGAAGGAGAGUCAACGAAAAAUAUUCAAAGUGGUCUUGCUAAAAUAAAAGAAUGGAAUCCUAAUUGGAAUCCUUUAUAUUUUAUGGUUGAUUGUUGUGCUGAAGAAAUUAAUGCUAUUGAGUCUUUACAUCAAGGUAUUUCAAGAUUUUAAUAAGCUGCAUAUUUUAUUCCCCUUCUCGGUGUAGUUAAGGCAAUUUACAAGUUAUUCUAAUUCGUUUAUUUGGUAUAAGCAUGGUUUUUUCAGCGUAUUAUGUCCAAAAAAGA
Hydra vulgaris (swiftwater hydra) is the source of this 1681-nucleotide messenger RNA. RefSeq lists its product as uncharacterized. Gene Ontology annotation, molecular function: DNA-binding transcription factor activity. The record is from RefSeq and is a predicted model, not a curated record. NCBI's taxonomy places the organism in Eukaryota, Metazoa, Cnidaria, Hydrozoa, Anthoathecata, Hydridae.